UCAUUGUGUUCGAAAAAGAUGACGUGCCGUUUUGACGUUUAGAAGAUAAAAAUGCGUGCCGUUUAUAUGAUUGGCGGCUUUUUUGGCAAACUAUAGGAUGACCGAUGACAGGUCGUCAAUUCUGACACGAAAAAAAGGAAAUAGAAAAGAGAGGCCAAAUCUUUUUGAUCUGUGCCUGUGCGUAUGGUUGUUGUGUCUCUUCAUCGAAUCUCGAUCACCACAUCACCGGGUUCUAGCCUUCACGAUGUGCUUUUGAGCAUGAGAUUUGGAUUGACGCGGCGACAUCUCCCUUUGAAGCGACCUUUCACCAAUUAUUCAAUCACUUCCGUAUCUCCAGAACAACAGCUCAUAUCGCCGGUGACCAUGGCGACGACCGAGAGCCAAAAUCUUGUACAAGCUUCCAAGGAGGAGACAAACAAGAAGGAGGUAGAGGAUACGAAGGAGAUUUUGGCUCCUCCGCCGCCGGAGAAACCAGAGCCUGGCGAUUGCUGCGGUAGCGGUUGCGUCCGAUGCGUUUGGGAUGUUUAUUACGAAGAGCUCGAAGAUUACAACAAGAAGCUUUCUGGAGAAACUAAAUCCGUUUGACUUAAUUGCUGAGAGAUUUUUUUUUUGUCGCAUUAUUGUUGAUGGAGAAAUUAAACAUUUGCCUCUUUGUCUAUUUGAUGAUUCUGUGCUUUGUUGAACUCUUGGGCUGAUUUACUCGUGAAUAGAAGAAAGUAGUGAUUAUUAUACUA
Messenger RNA from Arabidopsis lyrata subsp. lyrata, 734 nucleotides. Its product is annotated as UPF0651 protein YPL107W, mitochondrial. Bases 184 to 585 code for a protein of 133 amino acids. The record is from RefSeq and is a predicted model, not a curated record. NCBI's taxonomy places the organism in Eukaryota, Viridiplantae, Streptophyta, Magnoliopsida, Brassicales, Brassicaceae. The transcript has a single exon.